GGAUUAACAGGAAAAAAUGGGCGGGAAAGCGGGAACUGAGAACCCUAUUGUGGACCCUCUUAAAACUCUUUGAUUUUGAUAAUCCUUUUUAGGCUAGCUGAAGAUGUGGUGUUUGCAGCCCUCAAAGUGUGUGUCAAAGAGUCCAGUAACAUGAUCCUGCAAUGUGGCAGUAUAGAUGAUGAGGCAUUUCAAUCACUUGUGGCCAAGCAUCCAGACCUUUCUCCAGUCCUACAAUAUCUUACAGCUGUCUUUAUCACAAGCUGGAGGGAUGUCGUACUCUCUGAUGAACAGGGGUCAGCUGUUAGAGUAGAUGAGGUGAAUAGCGAUGUGCUAAGACAAGGUGAAUGUCAAAAGCUGUCAUUGAAAAUUUUAGAAGUUUGUCAACAGAUUCUUGAUGUUGUUCUAGAAGUACUUUCCAAACUGUCAGUGGAAUACAAAGGAGAUGUUAAAUCAAGAGUUGAAGGCCUGGAACAUGUAAUGAAGGCUACCCUCGUGGGACAGACACUACCUUUGUUGGCAUCAGUUGUGUCCUCUGAGAAGUGUCUAAGACUGCCCAUAGCUAAGGAUUUUAUGCCAGUAGUCACCAAUGUAACAGUGACUGCGACAAGGGUAGCCUACUUCAUAUCUGAGUUGAAAUCCGCUGGAGAUGAUUCACUUGGAGAUGCCACGCCAGCGCCUUCUCUUUCAUCCCCGGCUGUUCCCUCACCAUGGUCAAGCCCUCGUAAAGUAGAAAGUCCUCAUCCUGUCAGAGACGAAUAUCAGUGUUGUAAAACAGUGGUGUUACCUGGGGCAUCUUGUUUGUUCGUCACGUUCGAUCCAAGGUGUGCCACACAAUACGAAUAUGAUAAGGUGAUUCUGUAUGCCGGCAAGACAACCACUGGUCGUAAAGUAGCGGAGUAUGGUGGUAACUCGUUCGGUGUGGGUAGUAGAGGAGUGAUACGAUUAGGUUGGCCCAAGGAACCUGUCAAGGUGGAGGGUGACGCAGUGACCAUCUCCUUUCAGUUGAAGAGUACACGAGAGCGUAACACUCCUGACAAUGCUGUGUGGGGAUUUAGCUGCAUUAUUAGCACCAAGGAGCACGAUGAAAAAUCUUCCAAGCUACCGUUCUUUGACGACUUGUGCCUUGGCCUCUCUGUGCUCACCCACAGCUUGCUGAACGUUAGGUACCAGGGUCCUCCAAGUACUGAGGCAGAAGAUGCCUGUCACCAUCUGCUCGAUUCGAAGCUACUGCAAAGGUGUGUUUGGCCGACUACUGCCGAGGGAGCGUCGGGAACUUCCGGGAUUACCAUUACUGUUGAGUCAGAAAAGGGUUCCACUACAAGUCUUGACAGUAUCGUGUCCAAACCGAGCUCGAAACUUUCUCCUGAACUUUUAAAACGUCUUAGAGGUGCAGCAGGCGUACCAGCCCCCACCCUCCGUCCCAGUCUGCGUCAAGCCCUCCAGUCUGACGCCAUCGAGGAAGUGGUGCUGCGGUGUGUCAUCAACCACCUGAGGCUCACCAAGACUGUGCAUGGACUGGAGCUUCUCCAGGCGACGGAGACAGAGGGCGAGGAGUACAGGCACCUGUGUGGCGUGAUGAAAGAUGUGUUCAGUCGACUGAAUGGUCUGAUCAGACAGCUUCAGAACAUGGCGGAGAUGGAACAGAAGUGGGCUCACGAGCUGGAUGAUGUGCGUGAAGGAAUCCUACAGCCGAGUGCUGCCUUCUUCAAUGACUUCCACUUACAAGAGGCUAAGAGCAAGGAACUAGAGUUGCUGUGCUCUCUGAAAAAUGUUGAGUUCGAUCCAAUCGAGCAGGAACAGUCUGUGGGCAAACUCAUACAACGUUUGGAAACUGAAGCGAAGACAGAACGCCAAGACAUUGAAAACACAUUGGACGUGAUGCCAGUGACCAAGAAGUUUCUGUUUUCAGUCAUGGAGUGUGCGGAGUUGCUGUGUAAUGUGACAAUCGAGUCCAGUGGAAAUAAAGUCGCUCCUGAGAGGAGUAUCUCGCACUGCAGCUUUGUACCUGAUCAUGGACAGCAAUCACAACAGUCCACCUCCUUGAAUCAGCUUCAUACUCCUUCCUCGCCGCUCCUCAGUCGCUCACUAUCAGCGCCGUCCACUCUGGACCAGUCGACUACAGUUCAAGAAGGCAUACAUGACGUGCGCAGGUUACAACGCUGGAGAACGAAUGUUCAAAAGAAGCACAGUCGAUGUUCUGCUGAAGAUCAGACGGACUGUAAUGUGAAUGUGAGGACUUAUGUUUCAACUGUGGCCGAGAUUUUCACUUUUAUUGGCAGUGAUCCCGAUAAAGCUGUGACUUGUUCCAGUUUCCUCGCUGCGGCUCGUGUCCGGAAUGAGCGGGGUCUGGAUCGAAUUCAAGCUCUUCAGUGCAUGAUAGAAUUAGUAACAGUUUGUUCUCGCAUUGGAACUCAUGUGCCUCACCUUCUCUCUUCUGUGGCCUCCAUUCUCGCGAAAGGACCGCGGACUGAAGAGCUUAAGUGCGGAGGCAUGGUGCGAGAAGUGCGUGACAUGUUCUCGGCUGUAGUGCAAGCGGUGGUCCAACUGGCUUCCUCUGAGCCCACAGUGUACCGUGACAGCGUUGUGGUGCUCUCUGUCUGCCCAUUCUCCUGGCACGAGGAGCGCUGUGUUAUGAGAAGUAGUCUUGUGUAUCUGCUGGAUAAACUGUGUUCUUUGAGAAGCGAGAAAAGUGCCACAGCAGUCAAUCUAUCGGCCAUGGCUUGGGCCGGUUUUCAAGUCCUCUUGGAUCGAAUUGUGCAGUGGGAGAAUGAUAAAGAUUACCGCGCUGGUGCAAUCGAGUGGUCAGGCUUGGCUCAUCAGGUGUCCAGUCUCUUAUCAAACUACUUGAACUGUGUGUUGGAGGAGAGUCGUAAGGAUGGUGUUACUGCCAGAGACGCCCUGCAGUAUGUCAUGAAACUGUUACACGGCAUCAGCAGGAGCAAACUUGGAGAAGGAAUUCUCCGUGAGCCGCGCACCAUCUCCACCCUUCUGUCUCUACUCCUGGAUCGACGUGCCCCUCCUAAACUGAUUCUCAUCGUCCUCAAACUCUGCCGCUCGGCUUUACCACUGAUGAGUGCCAAGAACUGCCAGGAGGUCACCCUACCCCACUCUGCCAGGCAUUACUUGGGUGAGAAACAUGGAGCUAACCAAGGGAGUAGUUCGGUGGUCCGAGUGGCUAGACUGCUCCUUGCCAAGCUGGGUGGCUUUGUGCUGCCCUCUGUAGACUCGGCAGGUGAAGAGGACCUCGAGGAUGACGCUGAAGACUAUGAUGAGAAUGACGUCUUAGAAAAAAGCGGAGCCAUGAUGUGUUUGUAUUUGCAUAAACGAGAUGACCAGCCGGCGCAUGAAGUUGUCCAGAAAGUAUUGAGUACGAACGGUACGUCGUUCAUUUUUCGCGUGGGACAAGGCUCCGAGAUGGAGCGCGCGAUCAAACUCGACCGAGAGCUGACUGAGUACGGGCGAGGUGUUCUUUUCACCGACACAUUAUCAGCAUGUCUUAAAAAGGCGGUCCACUGGGCUCAGACUGGACUGGUGGUCAGUGUGGGACCUGUCGGUUUGCUGGAGGGAGAUGGAGAGGGAAGAAAAUCAACUGAAGGGUCUGGAGACCCGGAGAGCGUGUGUAAAGCAAGGAACAGCCGUCUGUCCAGAACUGAAAGCAGCCGUCCUUUCAUUAGUGGCCAAGUGGCUCACACCAUGGCUUCUGAAGUGAUCUCUUUGUUACACGGCCUCCUGGCCUCCUCCGCUUCCGAGACCGCUAAGAUAUGGGCUUCUGCUGUCCGAGAUGUACUCUGCGAGGUGCUGGAUUAUGUGCCUGACCUGAUGAGGACCCUGGAAACGGAAGGCAGGGUGUUGUUGGGAGAGGACAAGCAGGCCACUGAGGAACAGGAGCCCGAUGAAGAUGGUCAGCUUUCUAAUGAACACGAGUGGUUUCUCAAGGCUAGGAAUGUUAUGGCGUCUCUGUGUGCUUUGGGUGGUUUUCGCCAGAGCGUUCAUUCUGGAUGCACAGUUCAGAUUUGUGGAGAAAACAUGGUGUAUAAAACUGGUGAAGUGGUCAGUGUGUCAGACAGGCAAGGCGUGGCCACAGUGUUAUUAGACAAUGGAGGAGAGACCUACAGUGACAGGUUACAAGAGAUACCAUUGGCACGGCUUAAAGUGGCUAACACUCAGGUGGUGUUUCUAAGCGAAUUGUCGAUGGGAGAACAAGCUGUUGCCUCUUUAAUUUCGAUUUUAAGUUCCAAAGAAACAUUACUUGAUCAGCCUUCUGUGGAAGACCAAAGCGAAAACAUUAUUUCGCCAUCACCGGCCGCACGAAUACUGGCAGAACUCAAAACUAGGGCAAGUAUGGUGCUAUCUUGUCAAGUCCAAGACCCCUCCUUUAGCAAUGCCAUCUUAACAAACCCAUCGCUCGAACUCAUCUCCAAACUGGGGGGAGAAUGCGACCCAGGCUUAAGACUUCCCGUCAUGGAGAUGCACUGCCAACAGCUUCGAAAACUCUUCAAGGACUUUGUCAAACCCGCUGAGGAACCCAAGAAGGUAGCCAAGAGCGGUAAAAAGAUGGUGCUUGACGGGAGCCGUCCAUUCCCUCCCGUACGGGGAUGUGUUUUUACUGAGGGGUACACAUGCGUUCACUUCAUGGCUGACCCUGCGGCAGGCUUUGGACUUCCCAGGGGAACGUUUGUGUAUGCUAGCGCCCCAUUGCCUCAAAGGGCACCGUCGUUUUACUGGGAAGUGGAGCUCUGUUCCUUGGGGGACACCGGAGAUCAAGAUCCGGGCCCUUGUAUUUCCGUCGGGUUUGCUCCUUGGACCGAUCAGCUCCCUAGCGGUUGGAUCAAUCCCGUAGGCUCGUGUCUUCUGCACAGCAAUGGCCGUGCCGUGCUGUACAGAGCAGGCGGGCUUCUCCAGUGGAAAACGGUAUCGCUUAAUAUCGUUAUGAAGGAGAAUGACAUUAUUGGUUGUGGAUACAAGAAAGCUGAGGAUCAUUCUGAUAAAGGGCUGGCUUAUUUCACCUACAAUGGCCAACGAUUAGCGGAGAACCUUGACGGUGUCCAGUCUGGGCUGUGGCCAGUUAUUCACAUACAGAAAAAGAAUGUGCGUGUUCGAGUCAAUUUUGGGGCUCGUUCGUUCCUGUACGCAGAGGGUUCUAAACACCGUGUAGCAGCGGACAUGUGGAGUGACUCGUUGGAGGAUCUCAGGGAGGGAUUCAACGUAUUGCCCUUCGCUCUGGAGCCCGACAAGGAAGACGCAAAGGAUGGAAAUACGCUCUCCAAAGUUUCUAAACCAUCGCCGCCUAAACCUGCGCCUCUCACCAUCCCUAAAUACGCUGGAAAAGAAUAUGACCCAAUGUCCUGUCUUCAGUACAAGCUGACUAGUAGCUACGACAGAAUGACGGAUGUGGGUCCUGUGGCACCACUGCAUGUAAGUGAAGAGGGCACCAGCCAGGGCAGAGAAGCCCCACCGGUGGACCCAGCCCGUCUGUUGGUGAAAGCUUGGGAGGACAAAGUGUUCCCUGUCAUCAGAAGACGGUUCCGGUCUAAUACUGACCGGCAGUCGGGGCUGGAGCAGAUCAAGGGGGCACUGCUGGCAGGUAUGAUUGACAUCGCAAUCGCCACCGUAGCUGAUUUGUACGAAGACAAUGGCGGCAUCCCGGCAAGCUUACAGUUUCCUAAACUUGAUGAUGUCAAAGCUGACGUCAACAAAGUGAGCGCGGGAGGCCUGAGACCGGGUCAGGCUGUAAUCAUCAACAGCUCCACUCUGAACCAGGCUUCCGCUCUUCCCGGCUUUGCAGUACCGGAUAUGAAGAAAACAUUUGGACUCACGGGGGUGGUGAAGAACGUCGACAAGCCUAAAGGUUUGGCAGAAGUUGAAACAUACAACCGAGAAGAAGGCACGCUCAUGAGAUUUUGGUAUCCAAUCAGUGCACUAGAGCGUCCGACCGUUGGCCUGGCGCGCUCGUCAUCACUGGCUCUAUGUAGCGAGGACCGCACGCGCGCGGAUAUUUACUGUGAGCUGCUCAGAAACGAGGCUGGCCUGACCCGGAUGUACUGUAGAGAGGCGCAAUCCAGGUUGCUUGCAAAGAAGGCGAAGAGUGACAAACAACUAACAGAUAUUCUGUCCCUCCUACAAACCCUUGCCACUCAACUGUUGGCUGAUCCUCAGUCUGACGGCACCAUCAUCAUAACGUCACCCCACUCAGCCCCAGAUCCCCGUCACUGCCUCGCGGCCAACACUUUGCAGCCUAGUGCGAUAUUCUUCAGUGAGCCCGCGCGCUUGAUCUCUGAGGUUCGUAAGCUCCUGUCCCUGGCAGUCGAACAGGACGAGGAAGAAGUGCUGAGGGUGGUGAAUACAGUGUGUGAAGGGUUGAAAGACGCUCCCCUGGGGGCCUGCCACCGAGAAGUGCCGAUUAGCGCGGGAAAACAGGACGAGGAGGUGUUAAUCCCUGGCGCCGCUGUCACAGUGGUGUCGUGUAGGGAAGAUCCCGGAUGUCUUAGUACUGGAGGCGUGGCCAAUCCUCGAUCUCCUUGCGUGUCGAUUUCGUGUUACCAUGGGAACCAGAAGCUAAACAAGAAUGGGCAAGUAGCUCGUUACAAAGUAGUUCAGUAUCCAAACGCUGCUGAUCUUAACACUUCCGGUUCAGCCAGUUUCAACCUGUAUCCAGAUAUGAUACUUCCAUGCAACCGACUCCAUUUACACUUCUUGACCUCGGCCACAGAAGGCCUAAUGGUCCACUUGAACGCAUUUCCGGCAGAAUUCUUCCUUUCGCUCGUCUUCAUUGAAGUGUUCGUUUCGUUCUACUUGGAAAACACCGCAGAGUUUUCAAGAAAUACAGAGACCAGCGUGGUUGAAAACUCGGGAGAUGUCGCCGAUAGGAGAAAAGCUUCCAUUCAGAAGACAGUCGCGUUUAACUUGACAGAUCUCCUCAGCUCGUUUCUGUUGAAAUCCAACUUGCCUGCAGUCAUCAAGGAGAUUGUCUGCCAUCUCUUAGCUCAGCUGCUCCGAGCAUGUCAUCAUGUAAAGUCACAGGCAAACCAACCUCAUUCUCCCGAACACUUGUUCACGUUAGACUUGGUUCUAUCACGAUUGGCUCCCCUGCGAACUGAGCUACAGAAGCUGUUAGAAAAAGAACUUUCGGCCACAAACACCGCUGCCCUGGAUUUUAUUCUUAACUGCAAUUUUGAACACAGCGAGUUUUCAUCUUACUUGCAGGCUCUUCUUGGGCUUGUUUCAGCAGCCAAUGAAGUGUCUUCCAGUCGAGGCAAGUCAGGCAGAGGAUUGUCGCUUAAGGAAGUGCGCGAGGCUUUACAGGCUGCAGUCACUUCAGAUUCAACUGACAAUGAAGUACGAUCUGCACCUCCAACCAGUGUAGACAACACGUUCAACUUUGAUGCGGAGGCCAUUGUCCCGCCUUCCUCCACGGAGACCGCGGCCUCCUCUGGUCCACCGUCCCCCAAGAUCAAGGCGAGUCAGAGGCGCGGCAGCGUGCGGCGACGUAAGCGAGGUUUCGGGCACGGUAUAACGUCCCCUACAGAGAGCAUGCCUUGGUUUGAUAAGAUUGUCAGCACCACGCUGCUGCUGCGGAACCUCAUUCAUGGAGACCCGCGCGGAUCCUUGGAUCUUUCCGAUAGCUUGACAGCGGUGAUUUCCACAAGAAGUACCGCUCUACAACGGCUGCUAGUCAUCACUAACAUUGCUACUACUCUGAGCAAGAAAGAGGCUGUGAAUGCCAUAAAGAAAGCUUGCAGACCGAGUGGCGGUAUUCACGACAGUGAGGUGUACAUUCCAGAAAUUGAACCACGCGUCACGGCUGGGGGGUCGCGCCUUGAACAAGACAGCGAAGGAGUGGACUCUAGGGUAAAGUCGAUGACUGAGCUCCUACCCAGUGCCCGACAAGAUAAACCGGAGAGGAUUCUGGGUUAUGCAGUGGUGGAGUUGAAGAGCGCAAGUCAGCUUGAUCUUGUGCGGCAGGCUCUUUCUUCCAGUAAGACUUUAAAGGAUCAAUCUUCGGUAGAACCUAACAUCGGUGUGGCUAAAGUCAACUCUGAACUCCUCAUGGAAGGAACCAACGAACUUAGCGCUUUUGCUGUAUUUGACGAGUUUUUAAACGCCAGGCUGUUCGAUGUCGAAGGGGCAAAGACACUAUCUGUCUCGGCCACAGGGGCGAUGGCUGAAAUUUUCUCAAGUUGUGGGUUUGUUGCGAGCAGUGUAGUGAAAUCUGUCAGUGUAGAUAGUGGAACUGAGACAGCUCUGUCGAGUACGCCUUCAGAUUCACAGAACGUUGAACCCUCUGGGCAAGACAAAGUCAUCACGGUUGAGAAAUCUGUUGCAGGACCACAGUCCCAAGAAUUUUUGGGCCAGAAUUCGGAGCCUGUCAUCAAUAAGGAUGCACAUAGCGAAAAGAAGUCAAAUCAAACCGGCAAUAAGUCGUUAUCUGAAGAACUGUUGACAAAGGAUCAAAUUUGCAGCGUGACACCGGGCAAUCUGCUGUUAUCGUUUUUCAACGCCGUGCGUCACGCAAAAGAGUCAGCUGUGGAACUUGUCACACAACUUUUAAGGGAUCACGGAAGCCCCAUCGAAGGAAGCGAGGAAAGAGCGCUCGGUUUUAAGGGGUUUGUAACCUGGGCGUUGGCCAGGGGCAGUCAGGAUGUCCGGUCGAUAUGGAAAGGGCUUAUUGCUUGUGGGUAUGACUUGCAGUUCAAGAGGUGUACAUAUUUUUUGUCGUCGGAGAUGGAAGCAGACCAUGCUAACUGGCCUCUGGCUCGUGACCACGCCCUUGUCCUGUAUGUGGAUACCCUGUGCCGCGCUUGGUCCACCACGCCUUCCCGUCUGAUGCCAGACGAACUCCUCCUCUCCGAGGUGGAUCUUACCAGCGAAGACUUCCAUCUUCUUCAGGGUCUGUCCCUCCGGAGCCUUAGGAGUCGGUUUGCCUUCCUUAAGGCAUUGAAUUCAGACGUGGAGCGCCUGCUGUUACCAGUGACCGACCUGAGAGCAGCCGACACGUACAAUCUGAGCACUGCUACCCUGCUGAGAGAGGGACGCGGCCUCCUGUUUUAUCACACCAAGGUGGCGCUGUUGAAUCACGUGCUUAACCACACGGCGCAUCGCGGUGCUGAGGAUUCGCCGCCUGAAGUCUCGUUAGAUCCUCUGGAAGCUUUGGAAGCGGACAAGGUAUCGUCAGCCGGACCACAGUUCUGUCAGGCCGCACGUGACAUCUCUGCUCUCUCCUCUAGUGGACUCAGGGUCAAGGUCGCCACAGGUGGUGACCCAGUCUUCCCUCUUAAGGUUCAGCUCCGAGGAGAGCAAGUCCUGGGUUCAGGUGGCUCGUUUCGUCAUUUCAUGUGGCUGAUGGCUCGAGAACUCCAGGGUACCCAUGUAGGACUGCUUGUUCCAUGCCCCAGCUCUGCCGCUAACAAGAACAAGGGUAAAUUCAUAAUGAAACCUGGCCCCAUGACGUACGCGGAGGAGAAGCUGUUAAUUUUCUUCGGUCAGCUGUUAGGGAUUGCAUUACGAUCAGAUAUUCCCCUCGCUCUGGAUUUGUUGCCGUGCUUCUGGAAAAGCCUGUUGAACCUGCCGCUAGACCCGCAUGACAAUCUCAGAGAAACAGAUGUUCUCACCUACAACUAUUUACGGCGCUUCUCAGAGGUGGAGAACAUAGAAGAGUUUCAGACGUUGUGUUUUGAAGCAGAUCUGUGUCCGUACCGAUUUGUUUACACAUCUCUUGACGGCGAGGAAGUGGAACUGUGUAAAGAUGGAGCCAAUGUCGCUGUAACAUGGGAAAAUCACAAAUCUUACGUACAGGCCAUCAGGGAUCUACGACUCAAGGAGCUGCGGUGUGAGUCCCGUAUGGCGGCCGUUCGCUGUGGCCUGUCUUCAGUGGUCCCUUUGCAUGUACUGACGGUCAUGACACCGCUGGACAUGGAAAUUCGUACCUGUGGGCAGCCUUCUCUUGAUUUGGGGUUUCUUAAGGCCCACACAGCUUACGUAGCUGGAGUCAAAGAUACGGAUGUACAUAUCGAAUACUUCUGGAAUUCCAUGGAAAGUUUCUCUCAGGACCAGCUGCGAAAAUUUGUUAAGUUUGCCUGUAAUCAAGAGCGGUUACCAAGCCGCUGCACGUGUCAGGAUGGUAAUCCCCAUACAGCUGAUGUACACGUGCCACCGUACCCCAUGAAGAUUGGUCCGCCUGACGGCAGAGGUGCUUCAGACGCGCGCUAUAUACGCGUGGAGACAUGUAUGUUCAUGGUGAAACUACCUCAGUACUCGACCCAGGAAAAAAUGACCGAGAAACUCAUAUACGCUAUCAACUGCCGUGAAGAUCCGCUGACCGACAUGACGUGAAUCUGUUCUGAGGAAUGUCAGGAAAAACACUCGCUAAUACAAGGACUAAGAUUUCAAGAGGAAGUGAAACGACAUUUCACGACAAUUCAAUAACCUGCAAUUGCGCGCGAUGGCAAAGGAAAGACGCGGUUGAAGAAACCGCGAGGGGUAUGGGGAUUAGGAGAAUGUCCCCUCUGUCCAUUCCUCUCGCGGAUAACUUCGCCACUCGUUUUCCAGGGUUCUCUGCCAAUUAGUGUGUCAAAUAUAUUGCGGAUAGCCACCAGCUGCAAAGGCUAGAAUACAAGGAAGUAUUUAAUAAAUUGUUUUGGAAAUAACCACAGAUUCAUUUAAUAUUGGUGCUGUGGCACAAUUCGAGUACCCAAGUAAAAUGACAAGUAAGGAUGUAAGGCAAUUGUCAUUUGGUCUGGAUAUUAGUUCGGUAAAAUAUUUGUCUUAAAGACUUAGAGUGGAAGUUGCUUAUAUUUUUGAAUACGCUAAGCCAGCCGAUAAUACAUACUGUCAUAUCUAACUUAACUUUUUAUUCUCCAACAAGGGGAAUUAUUGGAAAUGUAUGAAAAACAGUUAAGAAAUAUUUUGAGACGAACCUGAGGAGUUAACAGGUUAAAAGAAUACAAAACUGUUUUCCAAUGUUAUUUCUAUUAGAAAAAAAGAACAUUAUUUUUACAAUUGUUAUUACAAUAGGGAAUAAAAUUGUUGAUUCACAUAAA
Messenger RNA from Orbicella faveolata, 11036 nucleotides. RefSeq names its product putative E3 ubiquitin-protein ligase HECTD4. NCBI's taxonomy places the organism in Eukaryota, Metazoa, Cnidaria, Anthozoa, Scleractinia, Merulinidae. The record is from RefSeq and is a predicted model, not a curated record. Gene Ontology annotation, biological process: glucose homeostasis. Gene Ontology annotation, molecular function: ubiquitin-protein transferase activity.